Messenger RNA from Chaetura pelagica (chimney swift), 716 nucleotides. Its product is annotated as group 10 secretory phospholipase A2-like. The record is from RefSeq and is a predicted model, not a curated record. Bases 1 to 651 code for a protein of 216 amino acids. Gene Ontology annotation, biological process: arachidonate secretion; lipid catabolic process; phospholipid metabolic process. Gene Ontology annotation, molecular function: calcium ion binding; phospholipid binding. Lineage: Eukaryota; Metazoa; Chordata; Aves; Apodiformes; Apodidae. The transcript has 4 exons.
AUGUUUGCACAGCUCUUUGAAGAGGUCAAGAGUGCUGCAGUAGCCAGGAGUGGCAGGUCCCCAGCUCCCAGGUGCCACCUCCCUCGCUAUCCAAGCACGCCACAAACUGCCCCUGUUGAGGAGAACUUUGUGCAGUCUGCUUUCCAGAGCAGCUGUGCACAGCUGGGACCAGCAGGUGCAUUAGGCAGUCGGUCUGAGGGGUGUGAUGCUACUGUUUGGAGAGGUGCUGUGGGAAGAUCCCAUUCGCUGCACACGCGCGGGAUCGUUGAGUUGGCAGGAGCCAUAUCGUGCGGCACAGGGCGCUCCCCCUUGGCCUAUAUUGGCUACGGAUGCUACUGUGGGCUGGGAGGACAAGGCUGGCCUAAAGAUAAAACUGACUGGUGCUGCCACAGGCACGACUGCUGCUAUGACAAGGCAGAGAAGGAAGGCUGCAGCCCCAAGUCGCAGCGGUACCAGUGGGUGUGUGAGCAGAACACUGUGAGGUGUGAUAACCUGACAGACCGGUGUGAAAAAAUGGUGUGCCUGUGUGAUCAAGAAGCAGCCAAGUGUUGGGGAGCAGCACCAUACAACCCACACUUGAUCCUCUGGCCAGACUUUUUAUGUGGACAGACUCAUCCCACAUGCCAUUUCAGAUACAGGGGGCCAGAAUAGUCUUUCUGGGACCUUUCUUCUAACCCUUCAAAUCUGAAGGUGCUGGAAUAAAAUUUUACCUCUUU